Hevea brasiliensis (rubber tree) is the source of this 1365-nucleotide messenger RNA. RefSeq names its product serine/threonine-protein kinase STY13-like. Gene Ontology annotation, molecular function: protein kinase activity; ATP binding. Gene Ontology annotation, cellular component: plasma membrane. The record is from RefSeq and is a predicted model, not a curated record. Bases 58 to 1122 code for a protein of 354 amino acids. NCBI's taxonomy places the organism in Eukaryota, Viridiplantae, Streptophyta, Magnoliopsida, Malpighiales, Euphorbiaceae. Gene Ontology annotation, biological process: protein phosphorylation. The transcript has 6 exons.
CCUAACAGAAGCUUGAUUCAUUGAUUCUUGCAGAAAGCCUGAAAGAGACAGAGAGAGAUGGAGAUGAAGGAAAGGAGCAGAAGUUUAGGUAGGGCAAACAAAAUUGCUUUUAAGGGCUUGGAUGUCAACUUCGGACGACUAAGCAUGCAGAAGGAGAAAGGUGACGAGGCAAACAAUAAUAAAGGUUGCGUCAAAGAAGAAUGGAAAAUUGAUCCUCAUAAACUAACUAUUAAGAAUUUUAUAGCUCGGGGGAGUUUUGCCUCUGUUCACCGAGGGGAUUAUGAUGGUCGAGAUGUUGCAGUUAAAGUGUUUGACUGGGGUGAAGAUCAAAAGACGAAAGCUCAAAUUUCUUCACUUAGGAUAGCAUUUCGGCAAGAGGUUUCUGUUUGGCAUAACCUGACUCAUCCCAAUGUUUCACAGUUCAUAGGUGCUGUACUGGGUACAUCAGAAAUAAAAUUCCAAAACCACAGUGGUCAAAUUGGCAUGCCAGUCAAUUUGUGCUGUCUCGUCACUGAUUAUCAACCUGGGGGUACUCUGAAAUCCUACCUUGUAAAGAACCGGAAAAGAAAGCUGCCUUUCGAGAAAUUCAUGCAACUAUCUUUAGAUCUUGCAAGAGGGUUGAGCUACCUUCAUUCCAAGAAUAUUGUGCACAGAGAUGUGAAGACAGAAAAUUUGCUUCUUGACAAGAAUCAAGCACUGAAGAUAACUGAUUUCGGAGUUGCUAGACUUGAAGCUUUGAAUCCUAAUGAAAUGACAGGUUAUACUGGCUCACUUGGUUACAUGGCACCGGAGGUCUUCGACAAUAAACCAUACAACAGGAAAUGCGACGUCUACAGCUUCGGAAUUUGCUUAUGGGAGAUGUAUUGUUGUGACAUGCUGUAUCCAAAUCUAAGCUUCUAUGAACUAACUUCUGCAGUGGUUUAUCGAAAUCUGAGGCCAGAGAUUCCCAAAUGUUGUCCAAGCUCUCUAGAAAAAUUGAUGAAAAGAUGUUGGGAUGCAGACCCUAACAAGAGACCAGAGAUGGAGGAGGUAGUGUCAACGUUGGAGGCCAUAAACACAUCCAAGGGGAGAGGCAUGACCCCUCUUAACCGGACUCGGGGUUGCUUCUGCUGGAGGCUCUGACGAUGGAAAUACUUGUGCUGACCUCUAAGGGAUGGAAAUACUUGUGCUAACUCUGCUAGUAUAAAUUUUUAGUUGUAAAUAGAGAAACGACGUCUGAUAUAUGUAUGCAACAUUAAUUCAAGCAUGCAUACGUGACAGCUUUAAUUUAGAUUAAAAUGUCAUCAAUUAGCUGAUAUAGUUCGUGGUCAUAAUCAAGCUAAGUUUCUCAGCUCUUAAUAUUUAGGGAGUAAUUUUUGGCAGAAA